Crotalus tigris (Tiger rattlesnake) is the source of this 719-nucleotide messenger RNA. Its product is annotated as lebercilin-like protein. The record is from RefSeq and is a predicted model, not a curated record. Gene Ontology annotation, cellular component: axoneme. The coding region runs from base 59 to 706 and encodes 215 amino acids. NCBI's taxonomy places the organism in Eukaryota, Metazoa, Chordata, Lepidosauria, Squamata, Viperidae. Gene Ontology annotation, biological process: intraciliary transport. The transcript has 4 exons.
AAUUUCCUUUGGGAAAUUUAAAGCAUAAUUGACAGUCUUGCCUGCCAUUGGUGGAACGAUGCCUUCUGAUGACUCAUCCCUUCAUCACACCGUCCAAGGUAAAACAUUUCCUGAAAAGAAACCUCAGCAGAAGAUCACAUUCACGACUGACCACACUAUCAAUACUCAGGAAAAAAAUAACAAGGCUUGCCGUCUAUUGUCAUCAAGAGACCAUAAAAUUAAAGAAUUGAAAAAUGAAGUGGCUUUUCUGAGGAAUAAAUUGGAGACCUUUGCUAUGGAAAAUACAAUCUUGAAGCGUCUUCUCAGGACAUCUGAGGAAGAAGAGCGCAGGGAUUCUAAGAAGCUGAGAGAGGUUCAGGCGGAACUCUUAAAAACAACGGACACCUUAUUGACUUUCCAGAAACUUUCUGAAGACAAGAAACAUGGAGAGAGAGGAGAACCUUGUCCUAAAUUAACAUCACUUCCCCCAAAAUUGGAAGCCAGUGAUAAGAGAAUCCAGGAAAGAGAACGAGAACUAAGCAUAACAGAUAUUUAUGCAGAAGAGAUGCGGAAACGUCAGCCAGAGAAAGGUGAUUCCUCUUCUUCUCCAAAAGUUGUUAAAGUCAGCCAAGCAAUACGAGGAAAGAUCAGCCUAAAACCCAGGACUCUUGGGAUGCGUGAGCCUGAAGGAAGUCGAAUGACCUUCCACGAGGUAUGGAACAGCUGAACAAGCCUUUUAU